Messenger RNA from Malaya genurostris, 1848 nucleotides. Its product is annotated as lysosomal Pro-X carboxypeptidase. Gene Ontology annotation, biological process: proteolysis. Gene Ontology annotation, molecular function: dipeptidyl-peptidase activity; serine-type exopeptidase activity. The record is from RefSeq and is a predicted model, not a curated record. Bases 259 to 1698 code for a protein of 479 amino acids. Lineage: Eukaryota; Metazoa; Arthropoda; Insecta; Diptera; Culicidae. The transcript has 4 exons.
CGCUGAUUGGCAGACGAUCAAUCGCUCAUCAGUUGUUUACCGGGGCGGGCUGAAAGUCUGAAAGUCUCGAAACGGGAGCUGUCAUGCCUCAGAUAAUUUAGCUAACUGAUAUUGUUUACUUUGUCUGUAAUGACCACCGGCCUAUAAAAAUACCGAUAAGCAUUUUUUGUGUGUAUUCUGUUCAUUUCAUCGGUGUAAUCGCAGCAGAGGUGAUCAUUGUACAAUUUUUAGUCUGAUAUUUUCUGCAAAGUUAUCAUCAUGACUCAUCUCUGGAACAAACAGCGAAUGCUGGAACUAGUGUUAUUGUUAUUAUGUCUCAUUGUCGCAAAAACAUGUGCCAAAUACGAGUAUCAAAUAAAAUAUCUGGACGUUCCGUUGGAUCACUUUAACUACGUGAAUGAAACUGUAACCUUCAAAUUGAGAUACCUCACAAACGAUACGUACAAUCCCGAUGGCGACGGUCCCAUCUUAUUCUACACGGGAAACGAGGGAGACAUCGAACUGUUCGCUCAGAAUACCGGUUUCAUGUGGGAACUGGCUCCAAAGUUCAAAGCUUCUCUAGUAUUUGCCGAACAUCGAUACUAUGGAAAAACGCUUCCAUUUGGAAACGCGUCCUACGAUUCACCCGCUAAUCUUGGCUACCUAACUUCGGAACAAGCUCUGGCUGAUUUCGCCUCCCUUCUGACGGAAAUUAAUCCUUCCAAUCGGACCACUCGAGGACGUCCGGUGAUUGCUUUCGGGGGAUCCUAUGGUGGAAUGUUGGCAGCUUGGUUCCGCAUGAAAUAUCCCCACUUGGUGACGGGAGCGAUUGCAGCUUCCGCUCCGAUCCGGCAGUUCGACGCUGGCUGUGGUGUAUUUAAUCAAAUCCUAACGUCCGUGUUCACUGUGGCAUACACUCGCGAAUGUUCCCAGAAUAUUGAACGCUCUUGGGAUGCACUGAAGAACUAUUCCUCAACGGCCGAUGGUUUGCGGGUGCUGCAGGAGAAGUUCAAAUUCUGCACUAACGUGACCAAAGCCGACGAUAUUACGGAAACAUUUUUCGAUUAUUUAGGUGAUGUUUACGGUAAUUUAGCGAUGAUCAACUAUCCGUACAACACGUCAUUUUUGGCUCCAGUGCCGGCUUACCCGGUGCGAGAGUUUUGCGGCCGUCUGGCGGAAAAUUAUACGGGAUUGGAGCUGAUUUCUCGACUGCAGGAGGCCGUAAGCAUCUACUCGAACUAUACCGGAAAAACGAAGUGCCUGGAUAUAAGUUCCUCAUACGACAGCAGCAUGGGCGACAAAGGCUGGGAGUUCCAAACGUGCACGGAAAUGAUGAUGCCAAUGUGCUCGGAAGGUACGGGAAAGGACAUGUUUCCUAAGAAACCGUGGGAUGAGAAGAAAUUCUCCGAUGAUUGUUUCAAGAAAUUUGGGGUCCGUCCGAAAUCGAAUGUGGCCUUCACUAUGUACGGAGGACUUUAUUUGGAUGGUGUAUCCAACAUCGUAUUCAGCAAUGGCCUAAUGGAUCCUUGGUCCGGAGGAGGUGUACUGCGCUCUGGAAACAGGAACAUUUUGGUCGUUCUCAUCCCCGAAGGUGCCCACCACAUCGAUCUACGUGCUGCUAAUGAAAAUGAUCCGGGAUCGGUUCUGGCCGCCCGUCAGAUCCACGUGAAAAAUAUACAACAAUGGCUUAAGCAGUACCGAAGAGCUAAAUACUAUUAGCAAAAAAAAACAAGCACCUGAACGAGAGAUUCAUGUCAGUUACAUUAUAGAAACUAAUUUUUUAUUAGAUAGGAUUUGUAGAUUGAUCAAUAAAAUGCUCUGCUUCAAAUAACUUUCGGACCAAAUAAAGGCGACUGUUUUACGAAUUCA